Messenger RNA from Paraglomus occultum, 471 nucleotides. NCBI's taxonomy places the organism in Eukaryota, Fungi, Glomeromycota, Glomeromycetes, Paraglomerales, Paraglomeraceae. The record is from the annotation of a GenBank genome assembly.
AUGGGUCCAGUGCUUUAUUUGUGUCGAGUAGAAAAGUUCUCGGCUGCGCACCGCUUAAACUCCUCGCAUUUGACUGAAGAAGAAAACAGGCAAACUUAUGGAAAAUGUAACGGAAUAAACUUUCACGGGCAUAAUUAUACCGUCGAAGUAAUUGUAAGAGGUGAGUUCCUUACAGUAUUUGUUUUAUAUCAAAUAAAGAAAGAUCCAAAGACAGGCAUGGUCCUAAACUUGACCGAUUUGAAACGUUACAUGGAAGUUGCAAUAACGAAUGUUUUAGAUCAUAAGAAUUUGGAUCUCGAUGUUCCGUAUUUUGCAGAGAACCAACUGCCGAGUACAACAGAGAAUUUGGCCGUUUUCAUAUGGGUGAAUCUUUUGAGGACGUUUCCGAGAGAUCGUAGCUAUGAUUUGUACGAGAUUAAACUACAUGAAACCGACAACAACUAUGUUAUAUUCCGCGGCGAAGGAUUAUAA